UUUCUUUGACGCGUAGAGGAAGUUGCCCUUCUUUCUCAUCCGCUUCGAGAAAAUAGUAGUGUGAGGUGACGGCGUGCGCCUCCUAUCUAGUCGGUGAAUACGGUGAAAAAUGGCGGAUACGUUGACACUCUUUACUACCAUUGGACUCAGUGAGCUGAAAGCGAAAGAAACGCUGAAAAAUGAAGCGCUGAGUUCUGCACUGAAGGACGCAAUUACACAGGUCCAGCGUGUUCAUGGGGUAUCAGGAGUGGACAAAGGCAUGGGUACACUGCUGUAUAGUAUGGUAUCUCGCCUUAAAGACACCAAACGCCUGGCUUUCCUUUCAGACAGUAUAGCUCAGCACAAAAUCUGCACAGAGCUCCAACUGACAGCUGCUUUGGACUUUGUGAAGAGUCAUCCUCAGGAUCCCAUCAACCAGAAUGAGUUUGAAGAAGCAUGUGGAGUGGGCAUAGUCAUAACACCGGAGCAGAUUGAAGAUGCAGUGGAGUUGGUGAUCAAGAAGCACAAGGAGCAGCUGUUAAAGGAAAGAUACCGCUUCAACAUGGGGCUGCUAAUGGGAGAAGCACGCUCUGCCCUAAAAUGGGCUGAUGGCAAGGUCAUCAAAAAUGAAGUGGACAUGCAGGUCCUACACCUCUUAGGACCAAAGACCGAGGCUGACCUGGAGAAGAAACCUAAGCCCCAGAAAGCUAAAGUUGCAGAGAAUGAGGUGAAGAAAGAGGAUGUGGCUGUGAAUGGAGAGCUGAUGUCCGGGGAGGGAAAAUCGCUAAUAGAACAGCUCAGAGGAGAGGCACUGAAGUUUCACAAACCAGGAGAGAAUUAUAAUACUGAGGGUUACGUGGUCACACCAAACACAAUGUCCUUGCUUAAAAAGCACCUGGAGACCACUGGUGGACAGAUACGCACUCGUUUUCCUCCCGAGCCCAACGGUAUCCUUCACAUCGGCCAUGCCAAAGCUAUUAACUUCAAUUUUGGUUAUGCAAAGGCAAACAAUGGAAUUUGCUUCUUGAGGUAUGAUGACACAAACCCUGAGAAAGAGGAGGAAAAAUAUUUCACUGCCAUCAAGGAUAUGGUGGAGUGGCUUGGCUACAAACCCUAUGCUGUCACACACGCAUCAGACAACUUUCAGAAACUCUAUGAACUUGCAGUGGAUCUUAUUCGCAGGGGCCAUGCGUACGUGUGCCACCAGAAGGGGGAGGAACUGAAGGGCCAUAACGCCCCUCCAUCACCGUGGAGAGACCGACCUAUCGAAGAGUCCUUAGUGUUGUUUGAGAGGAUGAAGAAGGGCCUGUUUGCUGAGGGAGAGGCUACACUCAGGAUGAAGAUGGUCAUGGAGGAUGGGAAGAUGGACCCUGUGGCGUACCGAAUCAAAUACACGCCGCAUCACCGAACAGGAGAUGAAUGGUGCAUCUAUCCCACUUAUGACUACACCCACUGUCUGUGUGACUCUAUUGAAAACAUCACACACUCACUGUGUACCAAAGAGUUUCAGUCCAGGCGUUCAUCUUAUUACUGGCUGUGUAACGCUCUGGAUGUGUACUGCCCUGUCCAGUGGGAAUAUGGACGCUUAAACCUCACCUAUACUGUUGUGUCGAAGAGGAAAAUCAUCAAACUGGUAGAGACCGGCACUGUCAGAGACUGGGACGAUCCUCGUCUCUUCACUUUAACUGCGCUUAGAAGAAGAGGUUUUCCACCUGAGGCAAUUAACAACUUUUGUGGACGGGUCGGAGUCACAGUGUCCCAGACGACAACGGAGCCCCACCUACUGGAGUCCUGUGUUAGAGAUGUGCUUAAUGACACUGCACCUCGAGCCAUGGCUGUGCUGGAACCACUCAAAGUCACCAUAACUAACCUUCCUGAAGACUCAUGGUCAGAUGUAAGAGUACCAGACUUUCCUGCCGACGAGACCAAAGGCAGCCACACGGUUCCAUUUACAAACAUGAUCUUCAUUGAACAGAGUGACUUCAGAGAGGUGAUGGAGAAGGGCUACAAGCGUCUGACCCCAGAACAGCCUGUAGGCCUGAGGCAUGCUGGGUGUGUCAUCUCUCUCCAGAAGGUCAUCAAGGAUGCUCAGGGUAAAGUGGUGGAAUUAGAAGUGACCUGUUGCAGAUCUGAGAAAGCAGAGAAACCAAAGGCCUUCAUCCACUGGGUCAGCCAGCCGCUUGUGUGUGAAGUGCGCCUCUACGAGAGACUAUUUCUGCACAAGCAUCCAGAGGAUCCGUCUGAGGUGCCCAAUGGUUUCCUGAGUGACAUUAACCCUAAUUCCCUUCAGGUGAUCAGCGGUGCCUUAGUGGAUACCUCAGUCAGAGGAGCAAAGGUUUUUGACCGAUUCCAGUUCGAGAGAGUUGGCUUCUUCUCCCUGGACCCUGACAGCACCACAGACAAGCUCAUCUUCAAUAGAACAGUCACCCUCAAAGAAGACCCGGGGAAGAUCUGAUGGGCUGAGUUGAAGCCGCACUUCUGUUUCUCAAGAGCCCACAAAUAAACGUCCACAUUCUUUGUAUCACUUAAUGCUUAUAUCAGCAAAGGCACAGUGUGCUUAGGCUGAGACUGACUAAAAUCAGAUAUUGUAACAAUGUUCAUAUUUUUAAGCUUCUGUUAAUCUGUCUCACUGCAACUGGACAAUGUAUUUCUUUUUCCUUGGCUGUCAGCUGUAUACUUCAUAAGAGAAUUAUGGACUACAAAUUAACGUUUGUACCUCUUUUACCAAUUUCAAGCUUGGCCAGCGUCAGAGUCCUGUAGGUUUUUUUUUUUUUUUCUGUAUCUGCUAUAACAAUAUUCGCAUAGUGUUUUCUCUUUGUUGAUUAUAUGCAACUUUGAUUAUUAUUCAACAAGGACCUCACAUAGUUAAAUUUUAUAUUGUCUCUAAGCUGGUGUUACACAGAGAAGAUGCUUUCAGAUUCCAUAAAUGACUUUCAUACAAAGAUGGUGGGACAGUGCCAAACUGUGUUUUAUUUAAGAUGGGUGCGAACACGGGAAUAAAUAAUACUAUUAAAAACUUCAGUGCUUCUGUGUCGGUGAGGAUACACUGGUAUAUUUUUAAGUCAAUAUCCACUAUUCUCCUACAAAUGAUAUUUUAUAAC
Monopterus albus (swamp eel) is the source of this 3080-nucleotide messenger RNA. RefSeq names its product glutaminyl-tRNA synthetase 1 (gene qars1). Gene Ontology annotation, molecular function: ATP binding; glutamine-tRNA ligase activity. The transcript has 23 exons. The record is from RefSeq and is a predicted model, not a curated record. Bases 110 to 2434 code for a protein of 774 amino acids. Gene Ontology annotation, cellular component: aminoacyl-tRNA synthetase multienzyme complex; cytosol; cytoplasm. Gene Ontology annotation, biological process: translation; glutaminyl-tRNA aminoacylation. NCBI's taxonomy places the organism in Eukaryota, Metazoa, Chordata, Actinopteri, Synbranchiformes, Synbranchidae.